CGCCUUGCUGCGAUAGGGACUCAGUUGUACUCUGAACUAGGAACACCUUCCUUGAAAAAGUCACUGCCACCAGCCAGCUAUCCUCUGUCAUGUCUCGCCAGUCUUUUGGGAUGAGUGUGUCAGGAGGGAACAAGGGAUUCAGCUCCAGCUCAGCUUGCUUCUCAGGCGGACAAAGAAUGAGCUUCAACAGUGUUUCCGCAAGCCGUGGAUGUUCUGUCCGUAGUGGAGGUGGAGGUGCUGCUUUUGGCAGCAGAAGCCUAUAUAAUCUUAAUCAAGGGGGCAACAAGAGAAUCUCCUAUGGUGGAGUUGGCAGUGGCUUUGGUUCAGGUUUUGGUGGGGGUUGCGGCCAAGGGGGUGGAAGCUUUGGAGCUGGUGGUGGCUUUGGUGCUGGUUAUGGUUUUGGUAAUGCCUUCCCAGCUUGCCCACCGGGAGGCAUUAAGGAGGUGACUAUCAACCAGCAUCUCCUGCAGCCCCUGAAUUUGGAGAUAGAUCCAGAGAUCCAGAAAGUGAGGGUAGAAGAGAGAGAGCAGAUCAAGACCCUUAACAACAAGUUUGCCUCCUUCAUUGACAAGGUUCGUUUUCUAGAGCAACAAAAUAAGGUAUUGGAGACCAAAUGGAAACUCUUACAAGAACAGGGCCAAGGUACUGGUGGUCAAAAAAAUCUUGAUCACUUCUUUGAAGCAUAUAUCAGCAAUCUAAGGAGGCAGCUGGAUGGUCUUCUGAAUGAGAGACGAGGACUUGAAUCAGAAUUGAAAAACUUCCAAGACCUUGUGGAGGAUUUCAAGAAUAAAUAUGAGGAAGAGAUUAACAAGCGUACAGCAGCAGAGAACGAUUUUGUGCUCUUGAAAAAGGAUGUAGAUGCUGCUUACAUGAACAAAGUGGAACUGCAGGCAAAAAUGGAUGCCUUAACAGAUGAAAUCAAUUUCCUGAGGUGUAUGUUUGAAGCUGAACUGAACCAGAUGCAGCAAAGUGUUUCUGAUACCUCUGUUGUCCUUCAAAUGGACAACAACCGGAACUUGGACUUGAAUAGCAUCAUUGCUGAGGUUAAAGCCCAAUAUGAGGACAUUGCCCAGAAGAGCCGGGCAGAAGCAGAAUCUUGGUAUCAAUGCAAGUAUGAAGAGCUGCAGGUGUCGGCUGGGAGACAUGGUGAAAAUCUACGAGAUACCAAGUCUGAGAUUGCUGAGCUGAACCGGACAAUUCAGAGGAUGCGAGCUGAAAUAGAAAAUGUGAAGAAGCAGUGUGAGAAGCUGCAGGCUUCUAUUGCAGAAGCUGAGGAGCGUGGUGAGCUGGCACUCAAGGAUGCCAGAGAAAAGCUCUCCGAACUAGAGGAAGCUUUGCAGAAGUCCAAGGAAGAGAUGGCCCGUCUCUUGAAGGAGUACCAGGAGCUAAUGAACGUUAAGUUGGCCCUUGAUAUUGAAAUUGCUACCUACAGGAAAUUGCUGGAAGGAGAGGAGAGCAGAAUGUCUGGAGAGUGCCAAAGUGCUGUGAGCGUCUCUGUGAUAGGCUCUUCUUCUGGUGGAGGAAUGGGUAGUGGAUUCGGAGGAGGAGUAUGCUUUGGAGGAUCAUCUGGUGGUUUUGGUGGUUUCAGUUCUGGAAGUGGGAGAGGUAUAAGCAGCAUAGGUGGUGGAGGAGUUUGUUCUGUAGGAGGAGGGUAUGGAGGAGGAUAUUCCUCUAGCUGCGGAAGUGCCAUUGUGAAAAAAACCACCUCCUCCUCUUCCACCUUUAUGAGUUCAGGCAGGAAGUAACAAGUAACAGAUGCAAUGACAACCUCGUGCUCGAUCAAAGAAACAUUCUUCUGAUGAUCUCCACCAAGCAUACCCAUCCCAACCUUGGCAUCUUUCAGAGAAAAGAACUUGUCUCUUACAACCACUGUGUCUGUUUUCUCAGAAUAUAUCUAGAUCUUUCAUUCUUUGUCCUAGACUCAUUAUUACAUUUCAUGCCCAAAUAUCAAUUAGAAUGAAUCAGUCAUAAUAACACUUUCACUUCAUAGAAGUUUAUCUCAAGUAUGCGUGCUUAUGUCGGUCAAUACACACACCAUUGAAUGAUAGGAAUAUAGAUCCUGUGUUGCCUUGACAGGGAGAAUCAUUUCCUUAUUUCCAAAACUCUGGGAUUUUUUUCUUGGUCUUCUUCUCCAUAGUCAACUGAGAAAGGCCUGGAACAAGUUUAGGUACGAAUGGAAAAGUUUUUGAUUAUCAUGCACAAAGUAUAGGUUUCACCUAGCCAGGGUUAAGUGCUAUUUUAGGGCCUUAUCAUUUCAGUGAAAAAAAAAUUAAGCACUUAUUGAGAGCAUGACCAUUUAAGAAAAAAAAUGUGGAAUUUUCACAGAUUCAGCUUUGUUCUAAUUAUGCCCACCUUCCUUCCUUCCUUCUUUCUUUUUCUUUCUUUCUUUAUGGCACUGAAAACUUUGCUCAUUUUAGUUUUUGAGUUGAUUCGCUUUUAUGGGUGUAUGACUAUCUGCAUCUCAAUAAAGCCUCAGUAAAGAGUG
Molecule: messenger RNA, 2485 nt
Organism: Crotalus tigris (Tiger rattlesnake)
Lineage: Eukaryota; Metazoa; Chordata; Lepidosauria; Squamata; Viperidae
Product: keratin, type II cytoskeletal 4-like
Exons: 9
Coding region: 90-1745 (551 amino acids)
Biological process (GO): keratinization; intermediate filament organization
Cellular component (GO): keratin filament
Molecular function (GO): structural constituent of skin epidermis
Source: RefSeq, a predicted model, not a curated record